GCUGUUAGUCAGUUUCCCUAUACGACUUACCUGAAGGAUAUACCAAAACAUGAGCACCCCUACAGUCACCACGGCGGUCGGCGCCGACAACUUGACCAUUCCUCUCAUCGACUUCUCAGCCUUCCAGACAACUGAUCCUACCAUUCGUGAAGCUACUGCCAAAGCCAUCUUGUCGGGCUUCCAGACUGCAGGAUUCAUCUACAUUCGCAAUCACGGCAUUGACAAAGCUGCAGUGGAAGAGGCUUUCAAGUACAGUGCCGACUUCUUCAAGCGACCGGUCAGUCAAAAAGAGCAGCUGGCAUGGACGACACCAGAAGCCAAUCGUGGCUAUGUCCGUCAAGGUCGUGAAAAGACGACAGAUCUUGUAGAUCCCAGCGAGAUUGAGAAACAAAGAGCUUUGGAAGGAGCUGACCUGAAGGAGUCUCUCGAGAUUGGCCGUGAAGGUGUGGCAGGACUUGAGAACCAAUGGCCAGACAGAUUUGAUGAAGAUGGCAAAGUGUUCCGAGAGAAGAUGUUGAGCUUCUUUGAGGUUUGCAAGGAUCUCCAUGUGCAGGUCAUGCAAGCCAUUGCUGUCGGACUUGGGAUUGACGAGCACUGGUUUGACAAGUUCUGCAAUGCUGGCGACAAUACAUUGAGACUGCUACACUACCCGACGGUGAGCAGCAAAGUGUUUGCCGAGAACAAGAACAGUGUGCGAGCAGGAGCGCAUACAGACUAUGCAUUGACAGGGACAGGCUCCAUCACACUGCUCUUCCAAGACGCUCGCGGUGGGUUGCAAGUGCUGUCACCGAUGGGUACCUAUGUCAAUGCAACACCCAUCGCAGACACGAUUGUGGUCAACGCAGGCGAUCUUCUCGCAAGGUGGAGCAACGACACGAUCAAGAGUACCAAGCAUCGUGUGGUCGAACCACCUGUCAAAGAAGAUGCGGAUUUCCACCCAGCCAGAUACAGCAUGGCGUACUUCUGCAACCCCAACUUCGACAGGUUCAUUGAUGCGAUCCCGGGAACAUUUGACGAGGCCAAGCAGAAGAAGUACCAGGGAGUAAACAGUGGAGAUUAUCUCGUGCAGAGACUGACGGCGACGUAUUGAGUUGACAAGUAGACAGGGUUGACCACAGACAUGAAGAUGUGAAGACUGAUGAAUUCAAAUCGAUUGUUUCCAGAAUAGAGU
This is a messenger RNA of Aureobasidium pullulans EXF-150, 1171 nucleotides long. Its product is annotated as Clavaminate synthase-like protein. Gene Ontology annotation, molecular function: dioxygenase activity. The record is from RefSeq and is a predicted model, not a curated record. The coding region runs from base 50 to 1090 and encodes 346 amino acids. NCBI's taxonomy places the organism in Eukaryota, Fungi, Ascomycota, Dothideomycetes, Dothideales, Saccotheciaceae. The transcript has 3 exons.